Benincasa hispida (wax gourd) is the source of this 720-nucleotide messenger RNA. RefSeq lists its product as uncharacterized. The record is from RefSeq and is a predicted model, not a curated record. NCBI's taxonomy places the organism in Eukaryota, Viridiplantae, Streptophyta, Magnoliopsida, Cucurbitales, Cucurbitaceae.
AUGAAAGAUCUGGGGAGCUUCACAUUGCCAUGCUUGAUCUGGGGGAAAGAAGUCGAAAAUGCACUCUGUGACUUAGAGGCAAGUAUCAACCUGAUGCCCUUAUCAAUCUUCAAGAAGUUAAACAUUGGCAACGGAAGGCCCACCAUAGUCACGUUGCAGUUGGCUGAUAGGUCAAUAACGCAUUCGGAGGGCAAGAUAGAGGAUGUGCUUGUGCAAGUAGACAAAUUCAUCUUUCCAGUUAACUUCAUUAUAUUGGACUACGAAGCUGAUACUGAGGUGCCGAUCAUAUUGGGUCGCCCAUUUCUCACAAUUGGGUGCGCGCUGAUCGACGUACAAAAGGGAGAGCUCACUAUAAGGGUUGAAAAUCAGCAAGCGAAGUUUAACAUUCUCAAUGCGUUGAAAUACCCAAAUGAUAUGGAAAACUGUCAGUAUCUUGGAAAACUGCAGGAAGGACAAUGGCACAAGUUUCAAGAAGCAACUGAAGAAGAAGAUUUUAAGAUUGGCAUAAUGAUGAAGGAGAGUUGCGCCGCAAUACAGACUAACCACGAUUUUGAAUCAAUAAAGUUAUCUGAACGAUCAACACAACAAACUAAGCCAUCCUUGGAAGAACCACCCGUGUUGGAGUUGAAGGCGCUACUAGUACACCUCAAAUAUGUUUACUUAGAAGGCAAUGACACUUUACCAGUCAUAAUCUCUGCCUCAUUUGAGCAAAGAGAAUGA